AUGUGGCAUAUUCCCGAAGAAAGCUUGUAUGUGAAAUGUAACGGGCGACUGGUUAAUGAUGAAGAUGUACUGCAGAAUGGAGCCGUUUAUAGUCUGGAGCCAAGACUUUGUGGUGGAAAAGGAGGGUUUGGAUCUAUGCUGCGAGCCCUUGGUGCUCAGAUUGAAAAGACAACAAAUAGAGAGGCUUGCCGAGAUCUCAGUGGAAGGAGACUUCGAGAUGUCAAUCACGAAAAAGCGAUGGCUGAAUGGGUGAAGCAGCAAGCAGAACGGGAAGCAGAAAAAGAGCAAAGGCGUUUGGAAAGGCUGCAGCGGAAACUUGCGGAGCCAAAGCACUUUUUCACAAAUCCGGACUACCAGCAGCAGUGUCAUGAAAUGGCUGAGCGACUAGAAGAUUCAGUACUUAAAGGAUUGCAGGCCACUUCAAGCAAAAUAGUGUCGCCGGAAAGUGGCAAUAGUCGGAAGCGUCCCGGUGAAUCUGGAAAGAAUGGAACAAAAUCUCAAAAAAGAAGAUGUUUUUGGCUGGGAUUGGAAGGGUUGGAUGAUCCUGACAGUUCGGAUUGCGAGGAUGACAGUGAAGAUGACUCCCCUCAUGCAUCUGACGGAAGUUGUCCGUCAGGCAGCAGAUACAAUGAAAAUCCUGGAAACUCGAAUGAAUGUUCAAGCAGCUCUCUGGAUUCGGUAGAAGAUAGUCCAGCUACCAGUGCAACUGAGAAACCACUGGAGCCACCAGAAGGUACUGGAAGAGAUCCGCAAGGAGAGACACACACAGGUGGGCAAACUGAAAUGCCAGCUGAAGAAAACAGUAAAAUGAAAAAGCCCUUGAAGGAAGAGGCCCAAGAAAACAAUGAAGUAACCCAAGCUCUGAAAGAAGAGGAGCAAGAAAAUGUUUCUUCUAAGGCACAGGAAACAAACCAGUUACAGAGCACAGAGGUGGAACCGAUAGACCUACUGGCAUUCAACUCUGCUGCUGAAAUGGAAGCCCUGGGUUUAGAUAAACUGAAGGCGGAAUUGAUGUCUUUAGGGCUGAAAUGUGGAGGCACUUUAAAGGAAAGAGCAGCAAGGCUUUUUUCAGUGAGAGGUCUGUCUAGAGACCAGAUCGAUCCUGCCUUAUUUGCAAAGCCCUCUAAAGGGAAAAAAAAGUGAUUUUCUUUUUUUUUUUUUUUUUUUAAAAACAUCAUUUUGUAUCUUUCUACUUUUAAAUUUUUCUUAUUCUGUACUGCCACAUAGAGUUCUUUGGCAUCCCUGGGUAGUCUUUUGUUUCUACUCUUUAGGAAUUUCUCUUAACGUAACAGAGUAAGUUGCUAGAUAGCGAGUUAGUUACGUGUUCAAAAUUAAAGGAGUGAAACUACGAUCGUUUGAUAAACUUUACAAAUAGUUAUAACGAGUCUUAAUCCAACAGGUAGAACAAACUCACUGUAUAUGGAAAGAAAGAACCUGAAUAUUUUCUGGAAAAUGGUUGUAUGACACUGUCAUCACCUAUCUUAAGAUAUCUUAAGAAAAAUAGCAAACCUUUCCUAGCUUUCUAUUGAAUCUCCUUUAAUGUGUAUUCCAGUUAGCACAGUUAAAACUGUCAAAUGAGAAACAUUGAACUUAUGAUCCAGGCUUAAAAGCUGAAGUUUCUUCAUAUAAAAAGAACAUUUUUAUAUGGAUGCUGUCUGUAUAAAUAAAUACGCUGUGCUGUGAGUUUCUGUGGGAUGUCAGGUAUCAGUAUGGUAUAAAAUAUUAAUGCGUGCAAGUAUUUCUUUUAGAAGAAGUUAAAUAAGGGUAUUUACUUACUUUGCUCUGGAAAAGUAUCCGAGUGAGGGAAAAGAGAGAAUCACAUCCUUAAGAAACUAAAAAGAAUAAAGUACACUUGCUG
Molecule: messenger RNA, 1858 nt
Organism: Aptenodytes forsteri (emperor penguin)
Lineage: Eukaryota; Metazoa; Chordata; Aves; Sphenisciformes; Spheniscidae
Gene: SDE2
Product: SDE2 telomere maintenance homolog
Exons: 7
Coding region: 1-1143 (380 amino acids)
Cellular component (GO): nucleus
Source: RefSeq, a predicted model, not a curated record